This is a messenger RNA of Fusarium coffeatum, 921 nucleotides long. RefSeq lists its product as uncharacterized. The transcript has 3 exons. Gene Ontology annotation, cellular component: mitochondrion; membrane. NCBI's taxonomy places the organism in Eukaryota, Fungi, Ascomycota, Sordariomycetes, Hypocreales, Nectriaceae. The record is from RefSeq and is a predicted model, not a curated record. Bases 1 to 921 code for a protein of 306 amino acids. Gene Ontology annotation, biological process: mitochondrion organization.
AUGUCGAACAACAACUGGCAAGAGGAGGCCAUGCGCCGUCUCCGACAGAUGCAGCAGGCUCGUGGUGGUGUUGGAGGAGGUGGCCCUCAGAUGCCUCGAGCAGCCGGUGGCGCUCUCGCUGGUGGUCUUUUGCUUGCUGGUGGUGCUCUGUUCCUGUCAAACUCGCUUUUCAACGUUGAUGGUGGUCACCGAGCCAUCAAGUACCAGAGAUUAACUGGUGUGAGCAAGGAAAUCUACAACGAAGGAACACACAUCAACAUCCCUUGGUUUGAGACCCCGAUCGUGUACGAUGUCCGAGCGAAGCCGCGCAACGUUGCGUCCUUGACUGGUACCAAGGAUUUGCAGAUGGUUAACAUCACCUGUCGUGUGCUUUCCCGCCCUCAGAUCGAUGCUCUUCCCCAAAUCUACCGAACACUAGGCACCGAUUACGACGAGCGUGUGCUGCCCUCUAUCGUCAACGAGGUUCUCAAGAGCGUUGUUGCCCAGUUCAAUGCCAGUCAGCUCAUUACACAGCGUGAGAACGUCGCUAGACUGGUGCGAGAGAACCUUUCUCGCCGAGCUGCCCGAUUCAACAUUCUUCUCGAUGAUGUCUCCCUAACUCACCUUGCCUUCUCUCCCGAGUUCACAGCCGCCGUUGAGGCCAAGCAGGUUGCCCAGCAAGAGGCCCAGCGAGCAGCCUUCGUCGUCGACAAGGCACGACAAGAGAAGCAGGCCAUGGUUGUCAGGGCACAGGGUGAGGCUCGCUCUGCUGAGCUGAUUGGUGAGGCUAUCAAGAAGAACAAGGCCUACCUUGAGCUCAAGAAGAUCGAGAACGCUCGAUUGAUCGCUUCUCAGCUCCAGGAGGCUGGCGCCAAGAACAGGCUGAUGCUCGACUCUGAGGGUCUGGGUCUUAAUGUUUUCGAAACCGGUGAGAAGAACUAA